CAUGGCAUUCUCCUACUGGGUGCUUUUGGACGAGAAGAUGGGCGAGCGGGUGUACGGGGCCGCUGUGCUGCUGGGGGCGGGGUCAGCCACCGUCCUGGUCAUAUCGCUCGCCAUGACGGCCGAGCUCAUCGCCAAUCAGACACAAAGCGGAGCGUUUGUGUACGGAGCCAUGAGCUUCACUGAUAAGCUGGCUAACGGAGCAGCCGUGAUGAUCAUUCAGGCUCUGCACCCCUGCCAGUUAGUACACACUCACACACACGCACAUCUUAUAUGAACCUUUAUUCUAGGACCUCCUCUUAAGUUCAAUGACUCUACACAACUACUAAAAUGUCAAAGAAUAUUUAUGGUUAGAUAAGAAAUCAAAAGGGAAAUGUUAGAAAAAAAUAGAUCAAAAAGAGGACUGACAUUUUGAAUGAGCUCAGCGUUCAGACCAGUCAGGGUUCUGCUCGUUCCAUGUCUACGUAGGGACAAACCUCAACUAGGAAGCUUCACUCAGUAGAAGGCACAUCUCCACCAUGUGCGUCUGCAACGACCACUGCUGUGAUGUGGAAAUGAACGAUGCAACCCACAAUUGGCUCAACCCUCAUCUAGACACCAACGGGCUGCAAACCACUUUAAAACACAGAGAUGAAAUCUCUUCAGAAAAUGUUGCCCUUUGACAGAGUCUGACAAUUUCCAGCUUAGACUUUGCAAGAUCCUCAACUGAACAAGAAGAUCCUUUUAAUCCUGCUUUGAAUUUCUUCAUGGCUGUGUUCACUUGUUGAACCUGCUGACUCUUGUUAGGGCCGCAUCUUUUGAACACAGAGAGAAAUCGCCUCCCCCUCUUACAGCCAUGUGCUCUCAAUCGCCUCCAAAACACUACAGCAGGUUAAAGUCAAAAUCUUAAUGGAUUUAUUAUCCAACAAACACAAAAACAGUU
Anarrhichthys ocellatus (wolf-eel) is the source of this 919-nucleotide messenger RNA. RefSeq names its product major facilitator superfamily domain-containing protein 12-like. The record is from RefSeq and is a predicted model, not a curated record. Gene Ontology annotation, cellular component: plasma membrane. Gene Ontology annotation, molecular function: symporter activity. Bases 2 to 274 code for a protein of 90 amino acids. Gene Ontology annotation, biological process: regulation of melanin biosynthetic process; carbohydrate transport; pigment metabolic process involved in pigmentation. NCBI's taxonomy places the organism in Eukaryota, Metazoa, Chordata, Actinopteri, Perciformes, Anarhichadidae. The transcript has 2 exons.